AUGGAGUUGCAACUAGGGAAGCCUGGCUACACUCUAAAUGAUGUUGAGUACCUCAAGAGUUGGGUGAAAAGACAUUUGUAUCUUAUGUAUGAAAUUUACAAGGGAACGAAAAAGUCAUAUGUGGAUGUGCAUGAGGAUGUGGAUGAUGGUGUUGAUCUUAGUGAUGAUGAUGGUGAUGAUGAUGAUGAUGUAGAAGUUCGGAUAGAGCGAAGACUUAAUAAGCAAAGAAAUGAAGCAAAAGAGAUAGCUAAUGAAAUUGACAAGGACUUUAAUGAUGCAUUUGAAAGUACAAAGAAUGAUGAUUUCGACUUAUUGGGGUGGUGGAAAAGUAAAAUAUCAAACUACUCUAUUCUUUUCAAAGUUGCUAAGGAUGUACUUGCUUUUCCUACUUCGACCGUUGCUAGUGAAAAUGCCUUUAGCUUUGGAGGAAGGAUUGUGGAUCCGUUUAGAGCUUCUUUGACAUCUAGGAUGGUCGAGGCCUUAGUUUGCACAAAUGAUUGGCUUAAAGGAGAUGAAUUUCAAUUUCACAAGGAGCCUACGGAAGAAGAGCUUGAGUUCUAUAUGGAACUCGAACAAUUGGAACAAAGUAAGUAA
Messenger RNA from Striga hermonthica, 594 nucleotides. The record is from the annotation of a GenBank genome assembly. Lineage: Eukaryota; Viridiplantae; Streptophyta; Magnoliopsida; Lamiales; Orobanchaceae.